UUCCUCUUCUUGCAAAAUUGAAAUUAAUCGUCGUAUUUUUUUAUUUCUAUAUUUUUUUUUAUUCUCAACAUUCUGCAAAUAAACAGCUGCAGCGAUUGGACGUGCAAACAAGUGUUCUGGGCCAACAAGACAAAUUACAAGAACGAAAAAAUCAUAAAUUUUACCAAGUUUUUAAACAAAUACUGCUAUUUAACAAGAUAACAAAAUGUCCGAAAUAGAAGCUCCGCAAGUUAUAGCCGAAUCAUUGGUACAACAGGGUGUCGAAUAUGUUUUCGGUAUUAUUGGCAUUCCGGUUGUCGAAUUAUCUAUGGCAUUUCAAGCGGCCGGCCUAAAAUACAUUGGUAUGCGCAAUGAACAAGCUGCUUGUUAUGCUGCUCAAGCAAUUGGAUAUUUAACUGGUAAACCAGGUGUUUGUUUGGUGGUCUCUGGUCCUGGUUUAUUACAUGUUACAGGUGGUAUGGCUAAUGCUCAAGUCAACUGUUGGCCCUUAAUCGUUAUUGGCGGCUCGACCAAUCAAGAUCACGAAGGUAUUGGUGGUUUCCAAGAGUGCAAUCAAGUUGAAUUGUCACGUCCCUACUGCAAGUAUGCGGCCCGCCCACCAACUGUGGCUCUCAUUCCAUUGCAUGUCGAGAAAGCUGUACGUUAUACAACUUAUGGUCGUCCUGGUGUUGCCUAUUUGGACUUCCCUGGCAAUCUGUUGCAAUCUAAAGCACCCGAGGAGAAAAUCUACAAGACUUUAGCUUAUCCCGUUGCUCCUUUGGCUUAUCCUUCGCAUGAGGAUGUCAUGAGAGCUGCCAAUUUGUUGCGUUCGGCCAAACGUCCAUUGGUUAUUAUUGGCAAGGGUGCCGCCUAUUCUCAUUCUGAAAAUAUUUUAAGACAUUUUAUUGAAAAUACCAAUUUGCCUUUCUUGCCGACACCCAUGGGCAAGGGUGUGGUAUCCGAUACCGCUGACCAGUGUGUGUCUUCGGCACGUACGUUGGCCUUGCAAAAAGCUGAUGUUGUUUUGUUGUUGGGUGCACGUUUGAAUUGGAUUUUGCAUUUUGGCAAGCCACCACGCUUCGAUCAGGAUGUUAAAUUUAUACAAGUUGAUGUUUGCGCUGAAGAAUUGCACAAUUCCGUCACUGCUUCCGUGGCUAUACAAUCGGACAUUAAACCAUUUGCCGAACAUUUGUUCGAGCAAAUGAAUGCCAUCAAUUACCGUUUCUCCAACGACCAUGACUGGUGGAAAACUUUGUCUGCCAAAUGCAGACAAAAUCGUGAUGCCGUCCAUCAAAUGGCAAUGGAUACAGCUACGCCUCUCAACUACUAUGCUGUUUUCCAUCAUUUGCGUGAACAGAUUCCCAAUGAUGCCAUCAUUGUAAGUGAGGGUGCCAAUACCAUGGACAUUGGUCGUUCUAUGCUUUUGAAUACAUUGCCACGUCACCGUUUGGAUGCCGGUACUUUUGGCACCAUGGGUGUUGGUCCAGGUUUUGCCAUUGCAGCCGCACUCUUCUGUCGUGACCGUUUCCCGGGCAAACGGGUGGUUUGUGUUGAAGGCGACAGUGCUUUUGGUUUCUCUGGUAUGGAAAUUGAGACCAUGGUCCGUUAUAACUUGCCCAUCACUGUUGUUAUUGUCAAUAACAAUGGUAUUUAUGGUGGCUUCGAUCAGGACACUUUUGAUUCCAUUCGCAGUUCUGGCGAUUUGACACAAGUCACUCCACCAUCCGCUUUGGGUGUUCAGGUUCACUACGAAGAGAUGAUGACAAUGUUCGGCUUGAAAGGUCACUUCUGCAAGUCUAUUCCCGAAUUGCAAGCUGCCGUCAAAGAAGCACAAAAAUUGAAAAAUCAACCAACCAUUAUUAAUGUGGCUAUUAGCCCUGCAUCUGACAGAAAACCACAAUCGUUUAAUUGGCUAACUGAAUCCAAAUUGUAAAAGAAAUAAAACAAAAAAAUAAUAAUCAAAUUCUAAAUGUAGCAGCUGGGUGGAAUGGAGAGCUAUUUGUAACACAAUCCUUUUAAUUGUUAUAAAUAAGUGUGAUGUCAUCUGUAUUGUGACUGUGGAGUAAAAAAAAUGUCUUAAUACUUUAAAGUAAUUGUGCAUUAGAACGAAAAUCAUUCCUUUUUUUAUAUAGUUAAUUAUUAAUUAAUCAUUUUUUGUUUUUAAAGUUUCACAAUAAAAAGUGUUUUUAAGAA
Calliphora vicina (urban bluebottle blowfly) is the source of this 2172-nucleotide messenger RNA. RefSeq names its product 2-hydroxyacyl-CoA lyase (gene Hacl). Gene Ontology annotation, biological process: fatty acid alpha-oxidation. Bases 206 to 1912 code for a protein of 568 amino acids. Gene Ontology annotation, cellular component: peroxisome. The transcript has 6 exons. Gene Ontology annotation, molecular function: catalytic activity; magnesium ion binding; thiamine pyrophosphate binding. The record is from RefSeq and is a predicted model, not a curated record. NCBI's taxonomy places the organism in Eukaryota, Metazoa, Arthropoda, Insecta, Diptera, Calliphoridae.